Galendromus occidentalis (western predatory mite) is the source of this 3017-nucleotide messenger RNA. RefSeq lists its product as uncharacterized. Gene Ontology annotation, molecular function: zinc ion binding. NCBI's taxonomy places the organism in Eukaryota, Metazoa, Arthropoda, Arachnida, Mesostigmata, Phytoseiidae. Bases 253 to 2157 code for a protein of 634 amino acids. The record is from RefSeq and is a predicted model, not a curated record. The transcript is spliced from 7 exons.
GUUGUGGGCAAGCGGCGGCCGCAGUGAUGGUGUUCCCUGCUGCUGCUCCUACGGUUAGUGUUGUCUGACUGAGUUGGCUGUGGCGGUCUUCCAUCGAAACGAAGCUGUGGUUCCUUCGAGUCGUCUUCGUGAUCUCCGGACUUCAUGUGACGCAACUCGACGCCUCCACUAGAGACUCCUCAUGAGCUGCGAACGUGGAAAUCGAGACGGUGUGUCGCGUCGAUCUUCUCCCGACGGAUCGAAGCUCUGAAAAUGCAGCAAAUCGGAAUCGCCCGCUGGGGAUUUUCUGGCAUCUCGAGUGACUUCAGGACGAUCGGACAGAAUUCUACAGACGUUCCGGCGUCUGGUUCUUCCGCUGGCUCGGAAGGGGGAUGUUGCCUCAAUGAAGGAUACGAUUUCCCUCAAAAACAGCAAACGACUCCCCAGCAAGCUCUGCUCAACGUUCUCGGGAGACAUCUGCUCGCAUACGCAGGUUCCGCGUAUACCUCGCCGGGCAUGCUCUCCAGCAACUCGUCGUCCUGUUCAGGGGGCUGUGGCGGUAACGGAGAAUGUCGACAGGGCGUGUGUUACUGCAAGGUGGAGUUUGCUGGAGGCCGUUGUCAAGAGCACAACCUAUCAUUUUACAUCGCGUUUUCGACCAUUUUCUACACCAUUUGCGCCAUCAGUUUUGUGCAAUUGGUGAUCUGCAUCCGAUGCGAAUUCCAACGGCACAAGCAUUCGCUGCCAAAGGCCUUGAGACUCACCACGCAGAAGGCUCUCUACGGAUUGAUUUGCGUGGCGACGGCUCUCCGUGGAUUCUACUACUCGAGCCCUGACAACUCUGAGCUGCAAUGGGCCAAGAGUCUCCUGACAGCGUACUAUCCCCUCCUAUUGACCGGUUCGUCCAUCAUCGUCUGUCUGUGGGCGGAGAUUUUCCAUGUGCGAGAAGCCCGGAUCGACCCACCCGGUUUCCUAUCGAAGUCUCUUCUCGGAUUCUUGGUGUUCAACUUUGUGUCGUACUCGCUUCUUAUUCUGGAGAUGAUAUCAUCCCAUCUCUCCGGCUACCGAGAGGAUGAGCGGCUCCUGUUAUUCCGAAUCUUCAACGGCUCGUUCGCCAUUCUGAUGGUGCUUGUGGUGGUGGUUUUCCUCAUUUAUGGUGUGGAAGUAUUUGUGAAGGUCCGAGGAGCAUUCCUCUCGAACAUGGGGCCUCAUUCACUCGGGAAUCACGUCCCUGACAGAUCUCAACUUCACCAAAGUCGUGUCGGUUUGGUCACUUACGCCACCCUUACCCUGGUUACGGCUUUAUUUAUCUUGUCGGACAUUUCUGGUCCUCUGUGGAAAGACCACGUGCCGCUGGUGUCACGGAACUUUUACGAAGUCUCGUUCCGAGUCAUCGAAAUAGGAUUGGCGCUGUGGUUCCCUUGCGUCUUGUGGAAUUGCGUCCAACCGCAACAGCUCUGGAUCCUGAACCCCAAGAAACUCCUCAUGAGGAAACCUCCGCAGACCAAUGUCUACGAAGAGCUCUCACGAUUUAAUGAUCUCGGAUCCGUCGAGCGUUUGGGACCUCCGGAAUGCUUCAUCUGCUACGAUAGCGAACGCGAGAACGCCGGGCCCCUCAUCAGACCGUGCAAUUGCCGCGGAGACGUCUCAGUCGUUCAUCACGAUUGUUUGAAGACUUGGCUCGUAGAGAGCGCUGGCAGUUCCCAAUGCAGCCGCUGCAAGGUGUGCAACGAAGAGUACGUUCUGGAGCGUGGAGGGGUGUGGCUGCCGUCCGGACUUUCGACGGUGAAUUGGAUGCAGACUUGUUUCGUCGUCGCCUUGAUGGGCUGUUCGGCGACCGCCGCGAUACUUGUUGUCAAACUAUACACCCACAUUGCGCUGAGAUCUCUCUCGGUCGGCUUGGCCGCCUUGAUCCAAUACGUAUGUUUACGGGUCCUCGGCGUGGGUGUGCUGGCUGCCUACAAACGAGCCCGUUUUUCGGCGGUUCGGAUCAUAUCGAGGAAACUCAAUCACGGACGCGAGGCAUCGGCCGCUCUGAUGGCUGCCGCGAAAGAAAGUCAUCACACCGUAGCGGCUGCAGUCAAGCAUGAGCUCGCUGCCGUGCAUCAGAAUCAAAAAAUGACGUCGCAGACGCCGGUGCAUCAGAUUUCGCCCGAGACGGCCAACACGUCGAUGUGACUCAAUCGAUAAGGAACGUCGAGAAUACUCGAGACUGUUCACUUCCUGUAAACUAUGGUGUGUAAGGUCGGUGGCUCUCGAAUCUCAUCUUCGGAAACGUCUGAACGUCAUCUGAAAUUGCUGGAAAUUUCGGAAGGGACGUGACUGCUCCUAAUUGAUCGCUCACGAAAGAACCGUGAACCGUGAAUAGCACAAAACGUGUCCGAUUCGGGAGCGGAGGAAUAUCCCGUUGGAGAACCUAGACGGAGUUUUGUGGUCACCGUAAAUUGAUAUUCGCAUGAGUAUUAGUCGGGACUCGUAGUUGCUUGCGUAGCGACGAGAAGCCUUAGUGUCAAAAACUGUACGUGUUCGUGAGUUUUCAGAAAACACACCCUCAAACAACGGUGCCAAUGAGCACUUUGAGCUCCAGGGGAUGGCUCGAAACCGUAGAUCGCAUCCCACGAUCGUUUGAAUAUGUUUGGACGUAGUAUCGAGAGGUCACAAGUAGUUGGCACUACCUUAUCCACUAAUCGGCACAGUGAUCCAAGCGUCUGGCUCGGGAUUAUAUCUGACGACCUGAAGCACGCAAUAGAGGAUUCGGCUGGAGAAUAAUCAGUAGAAUCUCCCAUCGACGCUAUGAUAGCCCCCUAGAAAGCCCAACAUGAUGAUUAAGAGAGAGAGAUUCACGUUGAUAAGAGAACUUCGCUCGCUGGUUGGGGAUCGGCAGCCCUCUCGAUGUGAUAUUUGUCAACAGUUCGAUUUCGAUUUUAAACACCUGGACUUGAUCAAUACAACCAUUGUCUACACCCUCAGGUGGCGGCGCGCUGGGCGUGAGGCCGCUAAGUUAACCCUACCCUGUACAAAAACUGCAAUAAAGUAUC